AUGGACCAACAAGCCCCAGUCGAGGUUGAACCUGCUGGUGUAGAUCAUUGUCGGCUCUUUUACGAACCUGUCGUCCUUGAGCAGGCCCUGCAAGUGGCCUGUCGUGAUGGCCAGGAAGUCUUCAACGGCAACCCAAAAGUAGACAAUGACUCCCUGGCGACGCAGGCGCAGGUCUUUCGAUACUUUGUGGAGAAGCUAGCACAGGUGUGCGAUAAUGAGCGCGGCGGCAAGACGGUUACUUCGUUCGCCGUCCUCAACAGCCCCGAAGGCCCAGAGUUUGUCUUUGGUUCUAAUGAUAGGGACGCGAACGAGCUGUCCGAGACUCAGCAGUUCGCCGAGAGCCUACUUACCCUUGUGGGCCAAAACCCCACGGGACUCAAGCCAAAAGCCCUUGCCAAGCAGGUGCUCUGGAAGAUCCUGUUGUUCAACCUUCCGCGUGUGGGCAUCUAUCUGGACAAACUGGGUGGGUACCUACAUGCCUGCAUCGGCGAUUGCGACAGACGAGAGGCACCGGAUGUUCUCAAAUCUGAACUCUUAAGACUGAAGGAGAAAGUGGAGUUCCCGCGGGAUUUUGCAUCCGGGAGUGUUCAGGACAAGUUCUUGAGUGACUGCGAAAAACUGAUCAAGGUGGUUGUGUCCAUCAAAAACACUCAGAUCGAGCAGGCCAUCAUGAGAAACGCCAAAGACGGUGAAAUCUCGAGGUCGCAGUCCUGGUGCGAGUUGCGCCAUUAUCUCGGACGCCUCUUAUCCUUCCGUCAGGCAGCAGAUGCCAUAAUCGGUGCCCAUGAUCGGUUGCCCAUCCUGUUCCAAGAUUUCAAAAUCACCCCCAUUCCGUCAAGCGAGGCCGCCAGAAAGCCAAUUGCAAAAUCGAAGUCUUUCACAGCGGCAUCCAUCAUCAGGAACAUGAUACCGGACGACGAAGAGGAGCAGAAAUUCUAUCUUGAGCAAGCCACUGAAAUGCAAAAAUUCGGCCUCGACGCCAUCAUCCAGAAGCAGAUCAGCAGGCGCACCUUCAGGCCGCGUGUCCACGCCGAAGUGCUUGUUCACAGCUAUCUGCUUGGCCAGGAUCUGCAGCAUCCCAGAGAGUACUGGAACAGCUGGAAGUACAUUGGCAGCAGCAAGCCUACCUGCAGACUCUGCUCCUACUACUUUGGCGCGCACCCUGACCGAGUGCAAGUGAGAAAGUCUCACUUCAACCUCUACACCAACUGGCGUCUCCCGGGGGUCUUUGAGGGCCCAGACUCCGUUGAGCCUGAUACGAAGACCUUGCAUUUGCUACAACAGAUUACGGAGAGGGUACAUGAUGAUGUGAAGAGAACGCUGGAGGAGAAGCGGCCCGUGGGAAAGAAUCACGAUUCAAACACGUACUCUACGCUGCCGCCGGGCUUCCCCAGGUACGCGCACAGCGAUACCGCGAGCAUAAGCGAGGUCGUCGCUCAGCUGAAUGAAAUGAACCUCGACCGUCAUAUCAAUGGGCAGAGUCAUCUCUUGACUGACGGUGGCGAUGAUGGAUUCAGUAUGAUCGGAGACGCGGAAGUAGAGGCGGCCGCGGAAGGAAACGAAGGCGUACCGGUGACCUCUGUACGUCCUCUUAUUCAGGUAUAA
Messenger RNA from Colletotrichum orchidophilum, 1605 nucleotides. RefSeq lists its product as uncharacterized. The coding region runs from base 1 to 1605 and encodes 534 amino acids. Lineage: Eukaryota; Fungi; Ascomycota; Sordariomycetes; Glomerellales; Glomerellaceae. The transcript has 3 exons. The record is from RefSeq and is a predicted model, not a curated record.